GGGACGUGCUGCCGCGUAGUCGCGGGCUCAAUGGGCGGUGGCAGAGCAUGUGUACUCUGCCGUGGCUCGCCCGGGACCCUCCAGCCGGCCAGAAGCUGAAGCCAGCAGCUGCGGGGACACGGCCGCGGAGGAGGAGGGCAAGGGCCGCCGGAGGCAGGCGGGGCGUCCCUGUCGGAGGCUGAAGGGCCCCGGCUUCGUGGGGGUCAUGGCAUCGCUGGCGGAGAGAGUGAGGGGCAACGGGCGCAUCGCCGCCGGGCUCCUGCUCAACCUGCUGGUGUCCAUCUGCAUCGUGUUCCUCAACAAAUGGAUCUAUGUGCACCACGGCUUCCCCAACAUGAGCCUGACCCUGGUGCACUUUGUGGUCACCUGGCUGGGCUUGUACCUCUGCCAGAAGCUGAACAUCUUUGCCCCCAAGAGUCUGCCGCCUUCCAAGCUCCUCCUCCUGGCCCUCAGCUUCUGUGGCUUCGUGGUCUUCACCAACCUCUCUCUGCAGAACAACACCAUCGGCACCUAUCAGCUGGCCAAGGCCAUGACCACGCCGGUGAUCAUAGUGAUCCAGACCCUCUGCUACAAGAAAACCUUUUCCACCAAAAUACAGCUCACGCUGAUUCCUAUAACUUUAGGUGUAAUCCUAAAUUCUUAUUACGAUGUGAAGUUUAAUUUCCUUGGAAUGGUGUUUGCUGCUCUUGGUGUUUUAGUUACAUCCCUUUAUCAAGUGUGGGUAGGAGCCAAACAGCAUGAAUUGCAAGUUAACUCAAUGCAGCUGCUGUACUACCAGGCUCCAAUGUCAUCGGGCAUGUUGCUGGUCGCCGUGCCCUUCUUUGAGCCACUGUUUGGAGAAGGAGGACUCUUCAGCCCCUGGUCAGUUUCUGCUUUGCUUAUGGUGCUUCUAUCCGGAGUAAUAGCUUUCAUGGUGAACUUAUCAAUCUAUUGGAUCAUUGGGAACACUUCACCAGUCACCUACAACAUGUUUGGACACUUCAAGUUCUGCAUCACUUUAUUUGGAGGCUAUGUUUUAUUUAAGGAUCCGCUGUCAGUUAAUCAGUGUCUUGGCAUGUUAUGUACAUUAUUUGGCAUUCUUGCCUAUACCCACUUUAAACUCAGUGAACAGGAAGGAAGUAAGAGUAAAUUGGUACAACGUCCUUAAUUGGGUUUUUGUGGAGAAAAGAAAAUCACCCCGAGAAGAUUAAAAAAUGUUAAACGUGCAAGUUGCUUUCAAAGAAGAAAAAAAAUUACAUUGCAGAAUUCAUUGAAUGAUGGUUUACAAGAAGUAACACAAAGGGAAUUUUAUAUGACUUUUCCAGUUAGAGUACUUUUAUUGUUAAGAAUUUAACUCAUGCCUCUUUUGAAAGGUCAUGAUUGUAUGAAGUAUGUAGGAUGGUUUGGUUAUACCAAAUGAAGUACAUGAAAUUACAGUUCUGUAACAGUGACAAAGGACUUCAUGUCACUAAACUACAGGUGUGUCCUGGUAUUUAAGUGUUCAUACUCCUCCAAAGAAGAACACAUAGGACUUCUCUACUUGCUUGUGGAUGGUCCCCAGUGUGAGCUCUCUUAUCACUUUGGCCAGCAUUCAAGUCAGAAUUUAAAUCUAUCAUUUCUGUUUUAGUUGGUUUAGUGUAACUUCCUGCUUAAUCUGCUUAAUUCAUUUGUAGAAAUGAAAUAUAAUUUAUAUAAAACAAAGUGUAGGACAGAAAACCAUAAAACAAAAUUGAAUUCCAGUGUACUGUUUUUCCAGUGGAAAAUUGACAUAAAAAGUUAUACAUUAUCUAAAACCCCUGCAGUUUCUAUAAGUAUUCUCUUCUUUUUGAGCUCUCAGUGAACUCUACAAAUGACAUGUGAAGUUAAAAAACAAAAUAGCUCCAUGUUCAAAUGGUCCAAAGAAAAGACGAUUGUUGGAAUUGGACAGGUUUCUUAUUAUCUUGGUAACUAUUUUCCUGGCCUCUUUGAGCCUUUCAUGUUGGCAAUUUCUUUUUUCUUCUUCUUCUUCUUCUU
Eptesicus fuscus (big brown bat) is the source of this 1992-nucleotide messenger RNA. RefSeq names its product solute carrier family 35 member E3 (gene SLC35E3). The transcript has 5 exons. Gene Ontology annotation, molecular function: antiporter activity; nucleotide-sugar transmembrane transporter activity. NCBI's taxonomy places the organism in Eukaryota, Metazoa, Chordata, Mammalia, Chiroptera, Vespertilionidae. Gene Ontology annotation, cellular component: Golgi apparatus. The record is from RefSeq and is a predicted model, not a curated record. Bases 206 to 1147 code for a protein of 313 amino acids.